Mycena indigotica is the source of this 1146-nucleotide messenger RNA. RefSeq names its product Glycosyl hydrolase 53-domain-containing protein. Bases 1 to 1146 code for a protein of 381 amino acids. The record is from RefSeq and is a predicted model, not a curated record. Lineage: Eukaryota; Fungi; Basidiomycota; Agaricomycetes; Agaricales; Mycenaceae. The transcript is spliced from 6 exons. Gene Ontology annotation, biological process: fungal-type cell wall polysaccharide metabolic process. Gene Ontology annotation, cellular component: fungal-type cell wall.
AUGUUCUUCGAGGCAGACGUGUACCUGACAUCUAUAUCAUCCGUCAACUAUUCUGGUCGGCCUUUCGUCCGUUCAAAUAGAAGCAGGACGAAAUGCGGUUCUGGUUCCCUCUUCGCUCCCAAUCCUUUCGCUAUGCUCGUCCCCUUGUCCCUCCUUUCUUGCCUUGCUUUCUUGCUGCGGGACGUGGCUGCUGCUGCCACUAAGUCGUCGAAGAGAGGGUUGGCAUAUGCUGCUGACAAUAAAGCAGACAUCCUCAAAGCAAAUAAUACGGCCAGCGUAGUGAGCUGGGUAUACAACUGGGCGCUCAAUCCACCCGACUAUCUUGCCAACUCAGGCAUCGAAUAUAUUCCGAUGCAAUGGGGCGCUGAAGGGAUUGAAAACCUCGCGGUCACCGUCAAGGGUCUUGGCGCGAAGACAAUCUUAGGGUUUAACGAGCCUGAUUUCGCCGAGCAAUCGAAUAUGAACGCAACCUUCGCUGCUCAAUUAUGGAUGCAAUAUAUCGAGCCGUUAAAAGCGGAUGGUGUCCGACUCGGAGGACCAGCGGUCUCGUCUGGUGCGUCUGGCCGUCCCUGGCUAGACGAGUUUAUGAAGGCAUGCUCUAAAUGCACCAUUGAUUUCAUUCCUUUCCAUUGGUAUGGUGAAGGAACGGGCGGCUUCACGGAUUACCUUUACCAGCUCCAUGGCCAAUAUCCCAAUCACACACUUUGGGUCACGGAAUAUGCUGAAACUGCCAAUAAUGAUACGCUCGUUCUCAACACUCUCAACUCAACCAUUACGAUGCUCGAUGGGCUAGACUGGGUUGAGAGGUAUGCCUGGUUCGGAUAUUUCCGACCCAAGGACGGCUCACACUACAAUCUUUUGGAUGUAAAUGGAAACUUGAACGCCGCUGGACAAGUUUAUGUCGAUUCCGCGAAAAAGGUAGUAAGCGCGCUACCGAAUCCUACAGGUUCGGGGACUGGCGUUGCGCCGAUCAAUACCGCUGGGGGUUAUACCACGGUCUACCCCGCUAGCGAUACAGGGUUGACUCCAGCAUUUGCUACCCCGACAGGAAGUGGUGCUAUCCGGGUAGUCGGUUCACUGGGUUACUUCCCCUCCUUCCUUUCUCUUUGUUUUGCUAUUCUGGUCGGCGGGGGUGCAUUGUGGUAG